CGGCGGUGGCGGUCGUUCCCCGCUGGCGGGGCGGCGCCGGGCUGGCCCUUCGCCGGAGCCGUUUCCUCCCACGCCGAUGGUGCUCGGGGCUGGCCGGGCGUAGCCGCGGGUGCCGCGAAGGUGUUGGUCUGACUAAAAAGGAACCAUGAAGAGUGUGAAACACUAAAAGUCAAGUGGAAUGUUUAGAUGAUUGUCAAAUCUUUACUUUGAAUUUGAACCAAGAAAACCCAGAAACUGGUGGAAAAUGUCACCUGGGAAAAUUCUGCAACCUGCAAUGAAGAUGAAGGUAGAUGAACUCUUUUUGUGCUGGUUGAGUCAGCCUGCAACUCAGUCAACAAUAAAGGACUGCUUGAGGAGAGUGAAGAAUGAGGAGAAAACAGAGAUUGGUAGUGCAGAUUCAGGAAACAGUAAAAAUGAGAGGUUCACUAAUAAAAAUUCCAAUUCCAAGCAGUGCAUAUUAGGAGAUACCAGAUUGCCUUUGUCUUUCAGUCCUCCUCAGCUUUCUACUACUCUUCCAUUGGCAACUCCAGCUACCUCAAGGAACACUUCUAAUGUUAGAGCAACACGUCAAUCCUCAAGAACAAAAGUAGUUCAGACAAAGAAGGAAGAAACUUUGCCACCAUCACACAGUCAAAACAUUCCAACUUUUUAUUUUCCUCGAGGAUGUCCUAAGGAAAAAGUGAAUAUAGAUGCUGUGAUUGCCAAAAUUGAGAAAACUUUCUCUGAAUUUCCAAAUGAGAGGGCAACAUUAGAAGACAUGGGGAAGGUUGCAAAGGCUUGUGAAUGCCCACUUUACUGGAAAGGUCCCUUGUUUUAUUGUGCUGGAGGUGAACGAACAGGAUAUGUGUCGGUUCAUAAAUUUGUUGCAAUGUGGCGGAAAAUACUUCAGACCUGCUAUGAUGAUGCUGCAAAGUUUGUUCAUCUUCUUAUGAACCCUGGAUGUAACUACUUGGUGCAAGAAGACUUCAUUCCUUUUUUACAAGAUGUGGUGAAUAGUCAUCCAGGCCUUUCAUUUUUAAAAGAAGCGUCUGAAUUUCAUUCUCGGUACAUUACAACAGUUAUACAGAGAAUAUUUUAUACAGUAAAUAGAUCCUGGUCUGGAAAAAUAACUUGUAAUGAGCUCAGGAAAAGCAACUUUUUGCAGAAUGUGGCAUUAUUGGAAGAGGAAGCUGAUAUUAACCAGCUGACAGAGUACUUCUCAUAUGAACAUUUUUAUGUUAUCUAUUGCAAAUUUUGGGAGCUGGAUACAGACCAUGACCUCUAUAUUGAUCGGAAGGAUUUAGCUCGACAUAACGAUCAUGCAAUUUCGAAUAGGAUGAUAGAGCGGAUCUUCUCAGGGGCAGUAACAAGAGGUAGAAAAGCACAAAAAGAUGGGAAGAUUAGCUACGCUGAUUUUGUCUGGUUUUUGAUAUCUGAAGAGGACAAGAAAACACCAACUAGCAUUGAAUACUGGUUCCGCUGCAUGGAUCUUGAUGGGGACGGUGCUUUGUCUAUGUAUGAAUUGGAGUACUUUUAUGAAGAACAGUGCCAAAAAUUAGAUAACAUGGCCAUAGAACCUUUGCCAUUUGAAGACUGUUUAUGCCAGAUGCUGGAUCUUGUAAAGCCACAACAUGAAGGAAAAAUUACCCUGCAUGAUUUAAAGCGAUGUAAGUUGACAAAUGUGUUCUUUGAUACUUUUUUCAACAUCGAAAAAUACCUUGACCAUGAACAGAAGGAUCAGUUUUCUAUGUUGCGGGAUGGUGAAGGUGAAAGUCCAGAGGUCUCUGACUGGGAGAGGUAUGCUGCUGAAGAGUAUGAUAUCUUGGUAGCAGAAGAAGCAGCGAGUGACCAAUGGAACGACGGGUAUGAAGCAGAACUGAAUCCUGUAGACCAUCAGAAGGCCAAUGUCCUAAAGUACCAAAUGGAGAGAAGACCAUUUUUUGAAAUGCCUUCCCAUCUGGCUGAUGUAGACUUGGAUGAAUAUGACUAUGAAGAGGAUUUUGAGUAGAGGUUACUUAUGGUCAACACUUGCAGAAAGAGAAGGGACAGUCUGCAGCAGGUCUGCUAUACACCAAUACAUUUCAGUGGGGUUUGUUUCCUGGAAGUCAGCUUAGUUUUGUGCUAAAAAUAUUUAAUCACUACACUACCUUUUAAGUAAAAGAAGCGCAUUUGUAUGGAAUGAUGAAAAUUUUUGUAUUUAUUCAAUAGUUUAUAGUUUUUAAAAUAGAUUAAAAUAUUUAUUUACAGAUGUUGCAUAAUUCCUUUUUGGAAGAAUAACAAUAUUUGGCUUUAGAGAAAAGUAAUCUACUGUUUUUUAGAGAACUGUAUAAUUCUCUCAAAGUUGACGUGUGGUGCACUGACCAUCUCCGUCCUGCCUGUGAACAGGUAUUUCUGUCCUGGUGUGGGAGGUAAGGAGACAAUUUAUACCUGGCCUGCAAUGCGCUUACACUCAUAGAGAGCCCUAGUGGAUGCCUUGGCAAGGAAGAGGCAUGACAAUGAGUGCACGAUUCAGUGCUCAUUUACAAGCAGAGUUUUGUUUGACAGGCUGACCAUAUUAGUAGUAUACAAAGAAAGCGAAUGCCCAAGAUGAGUUGCUUUUCUUCUGUGUAGUCCUUGUUUGCCCGAAAUUUAAUUUUGCUUGCCCUUCUAAACUUCAGUCUUUUCAUUGAUGUUAAUCAUAAAAAAGAUUAUUUAACAAUGAAAUCUGUUUUAGUGUUCACACUUGAUCCAAAAUGGGUGUGUUAAUUCAUGUAGAAGGAACCAAUUUUUUUAAAAGAUCCUUUGUAUAAAUGUUACUUGAUAAGUGAUGUGCACUAAUUUGUUGUGGGCAUUCAGUGCUUUUGUCUGUCCCCCCCUUCGCUUGUUUGCUAUUGACACAUUCCGUGAAUUCAUCAGUGUCACAGCAGCAUGAAAUUGUUGUCUCACUCUUAAAUGUUAAACAGAUUUUUGUUGGGGGAAAAGAUGUACAAAAAGAUGUAAGUUAUUUUUUUGGUUGCAGUGUAGAUCUUUAAAAUGUUUAAAAAACAUGUUUGUAUUUUCAAAUAAAGACUUUCCUACAUGUAA
This is a messenger RNA of Myiozetetes cayanensis, 3042 nucleotides long. RefSeq names its product protein phosphatase 2 regulatory subunit B''beta (gene PPP2R3B). Gene Ontology annotation, cellular component: protein phosphatase type 2A complex. Lineage: Eukaryota; Metazoa; Chordata; Aves; Passeriformes; Tyrannidae. Bases 245 to 1987 code for a protein of 580 amino acids. The record is from RefSeq and is a predicted model, not a curated record. The transcript has 14 exons. Gene Ontology annotation, biological process: protein dephosphorylation. Gene Ontology annotation, molecular function: protein phosphatase regulator activity; calcium ion binding.